Elgaria multicarinata webbii is the source of this 2833-nucleotide messenger RNA. Its product is annotated as Golgi integral membrane protein 4-like. The record is from RefSeq and is a predicted model, not a curated record. Lineage: Eukaryota; Metazoa; Chordata; Lepidosauria; Squamata; Anguidae. The coding region runs from base 526 to 2376 and encodes 616 amino acids. The transcript has 15 exons. Gene Ontology annotation, cellular component: Golgi membrane; Golgi apparatus.
CUCUCUCUCUCUCACCCCCACCCACACCCCCCAGCUAUCAUUUCAAGUUGCCCAUACUGGACUGGGAGGCGUGGUGGCGGUGGAACCGGAUUUUGUAUCUCUUUUGCAGCGGAUCGCGUGCGCAAGGAAAAGGAAGUUAAGGAAAAAAAGUUUCUCCUGCUUCAUUCGCGCGCACACCUGGACUUAAGGAGAGGAAAGCACAGGAGGCAGAGAAGCCUAGAACUUCUAGAAGAAAAAGCCUUCGGAUUUGGUUUAAAGUUGUUCAAGGGAGAGCAUUUCUGGGCUGGAGAAAGCAAGAGAGAAAAGCCUUUCCUUUUGAAUUGACACAGACUAUGAGGACUGUAAAGCUAGCCUGGUUCUUUGAAGAGGAAAGAUCUCCUAUCUGGAGGAGUUUAAAGGGGAUUUUCACAGAUUGGUAGGGGGAAAAGGUAUCGUGUGCGAAAUCCGGACCAGAUGGUACAGUGGUGAAGAAAUAACAGGAGAGAAAAAAGUUGAUUUUUUUUAAUUAAUUUUUUUUGGCAAGGCAUGGGAACUGGGAUGUGCACCAGGCGGCAAAAAGGCCUUUUGCAAACAGGGUUUUGUCUCGUGGCGUUGGCCUGCCUGGGUUCGGGAGGGUUUCUGUACAACCACCUCCAGCAGAAGGUAAAGGCGUCCGAGGCAUUGGCUUCCAAGUACAAGCAUCAACAAGAAACACUUUCGGCCCAACUGCAAGUCGUUUAUGAACACCGAUCACGCCUAGAGCGAUCCUUGCAGAAGGAGCGAGGGGAGCACAAGAAGACGAAAGAAGACUUUUUAGUGUACAAACUUGAGGCCCAGGAAGCCCUCAACAAAGAAAAGCAAGAUUCCAUGAACAGAUAUGGCGCCCUGAGCUCUCAACAUAAGAUACUAAAGAACCAGCAUGAAGAGGUCAAGAAACAACUACUGGACCUGCAGCUACAGCAUAACGGGCUGAAAUUGGAGCAUCGCAAAAUAGUGGAAACUCACAACCAGAAAUACUCGCAGUUACAGCGGGAGAAGGAAAACGAGGUUGUGGGUUUGCAAGAUACAGUGUACAAGCUGAGAGAAGAGAGCAGGCUUCUUCGAAAGGCCCACCAAGAUGUUCACUCUCAACUUCUCAAUGCUCAGGUCCAGAUGGAAGAGUUCAGACAGCUCAAGGAGACCCUUCAGAAGAUGCCGAGUUUCAAGGAAGUGGGACUGGCCAAAGGGCAGCAGAAGCAGGAGGGCCAGGAGCCGCCGGCAGCACCAGGACUUGGCCUGCUGCACCUGGCCCGACCGAAGGCCUCCAUGGUCAAUGAAGCCAGAGCACCACCAAAUCCCCUGGAACAAGCCGCUGCACCAGCUGAGAACUCCCUGGUUGCUCAGAUCUCCAGCAUCAAACACCAGGGAGGAGAGACCCUGCGUGAAGGGCAGGUCUCCCAAGACAACGACGGGCCGAGGCCUCAGGACCAUGGGGGAUUCAGCCAGCAGGCCUCACCCAAUGAAGUCCACAUGCCCCUGGCAGCCUGGCCUCAGGCUGGCCGAAAGGAUGGCCCGGUCAUCCGUUUCACGAGGAUGGUGAACAGCAUACGGAAUGGUAACCAGGAUCAAAAGACAACGCAAAGCAUACAGGCGGAAAGUGAGGAAAUUGUUCGUUCUGAUGCCAUCGCCCGGGGCUUCCAGCUCCCACCUGCUUUGGUGGAAACGCAGGCUUUGGAUAAACAGCUUUCCACCGGAAGCAAGCGCGAUACUGCUGUGCAGAGCUGGCAAGACAUAGUCAACAAAGUCAAUGCUCAGAUGGAUGAGGAACAAGCACCCGCUGACCCUGAAAGCCUUCACCUCGGUGACAGACCUGAGCAAGUGAUGGCGAAUGGCAACCGAGAGCUGGCCGGCCAAGAGAGAGGUGUGGAACGGCAGCAGCAAGCCAACUGGGGAGCUAGAAAAUUAGGAAUGGAUGACGAGGAACUUCAAAUGGAUGCUGGCAUGAUUGAACGAGAAGACAACGCACAUCCUCAGAAGGAGAGCUUCAUCCAGCAGCCAGGGGUGCCCGGUGAUGCCGCCGACCCAGCCCAGGACCCCAACAACCAAGGGGAAGAUGAAUUUGAAGAGGCGGAACUGGAGCAGCCAGACUUUGAAGACAAAGUGGUCCGGGCUGGCCAACUUGGCCAAACCAAUAGGCCGGCCAACGAUGGAAGCAAGGAAAAGACCCAGAAGACAACAAACUUGGAGGCUGAUGGGCCCAAGAAAAUUGAAGACGAUCUAGUGGAUGAUUAUCAGGAAGACCAGGAGCAAGAUCUUGACGAUCACGGAGGCGAGGUGGACGCCGCCGCCGAUUUGGAGCUGGUCCAGGAACCCAAAAGCCGCGUGGAAGGAGAUGGCAAAAAAGAGGAUUAUUAUUGAGGAUUUUGGAGGCCUGCUGGGAGACCAGAGAAGAACCUCGGAGGAAGACCUGGGCCAGGGACUGUGGAGUUUGAUUCUUUGCUGUCAGAAGAAGUUAGCUCUGAUCUCCGCUUCCAGAUGGCCGACGGCCACAUGGGCCAACACAGAUGUAUCAGUGUGUGAGGUCUGGGGUGGCAUGUAAGGCAGAUCAGCGCUCUGAAUUUCAGAAAGUUCCUUCCACAGGGGGAAAUGAAACUUAAUAAGUAAAUACAUUGAGAUUUCUCUUUCGAUCUCCUCCUUCCCCUACCCGUUUCAGCAUUAUUAAGAUUUCGACCAGAGAGAGGAACUGAAGGACACCGUUCACCUGGGGCUGCUUGCUUUGUGGAUCCCCACCACCACCUGUGUCCUGGACUCACUUGACUGCUCUUUCAUGCAAAGUCUGUUCAACUUUAUAUUAAAAAAAGAGAGAGACAGACAC